CUUUUUCCCUUCCCUUCACUGUUAACUGAAUUUUCGUCGACAUUAGUUUAUUUCUAAAGUGAGUAAUCAUUAAAUCCUGCCAAGUUUUUUGACCACUAUGAAAUGCCUUCAAUUAUUUCAAGAGAUGUCGGCUAUUAGGAAAUAAUACCCACAUCACUGCACCAGGUGAUGAAGCUAAUGACCCAGCACGUUUUGGGUGGGGUUAGAGGGAGAUGGGGCCCUUCCCGUGAAACCCACAAGCGCGGGAGGCCCGAAUAGCAGCUUUCCAGGUCCAGUUUCGCCUUCGCCCCAGCAGUUCCUUGGCCCACAAGGCGCCCUCAUUGCUCAGCGCUGAGAGCCUGCCUUUCAAGGCCCGCAGCCCCCGCUGAGCCAUAGCUCAGCUCUAUCCUUCUCUUACGCGACUCCGAGAUGCUUCAUGUUGGAACCAACUAAUUUUACCUUCUUUGAGCCGCACACUCGGCCUCCUAUUUCUCCAGGUCUCCAACUAUAUUUGUAAUUCGGUUGUGCGCAGCUGGGUAAGUUAUGCGCGUCCACGUUGUGCAGCGCUACCAGCCCGACACGAACCAGAAAACCUGUUUAUCCCUAUGGUAAAGAAGGCACGUGGCUGAUGAGCAGGGUAGUGAGGCCGCCGAGUGAGGCAGAGGAGCAGUCCUGGGAAACAGAGGACGAUGACAUGGCAGAAGGCGAUUUAGGAUAUGGCCUCGGAAGAAGGCCUGGCGGCAUUUAUGAAGUGCAAGUUUCACAUUUAUUUACAUCUGGAAAAAAGUCAGCUGGAAAGAGCUUUAGUCCUCUCCCAUUUUCAAGAAAUGAGGAAGAAAGAAAUGGUGCCAUUUUUCAGUAUUCCAAGCAUAAGAACUUGCAAGAAACAUAUCCUGCAGGGUCCCGAAUCCUGCAUCACAGCCAACAAAGUAGCACUGAUUUGAAUUCAGAGUUGUCAAAUGUGGAAUUAAGGCAACAUCUUCAUGACGCUUUAGAGGAGGUAGAAAAUUUGAAAACUGAACUUGAGGCAUCUCAGAGACAACUUGAAGGUAAAGAAGCAGCAUUGAAAAUUCUUCAGAGCAUGGCAAUAUUUGACAAAGCCACAAGUCAUACCCAGGCAGUGCUUCAAAAAACUGUGGAACAAAAGAAAUCUUUGGAGAAGGAAAUAAAUGCCUUGCAGUGGGAAAUAGAAUUUGAUCAGAAUAGAUUUAAAAAUAUAGAGGAAUCUUGGAUCCAAAAAUAUGACAGGCUAAACUGUGAAAAUGCAGUCCUCAAGGAAACUUUAAAAUUGAAAACAGAAGAAAUUAAAAUGCUCAAGUCUGAAAAUGCAAUUUUGAAUCAGCAGUAUUUGGAGGCCCUCUCUGUGCAGAAGGUGACUCAGGAAAACACAUGCCAGGGUUCAAGUGGCUCUCCAGAGGUUUCCAGUCUUGAGGUAGGUACGCAGCUUGCAGUCCUGGGAGUCUGCCUUUGUCAUGGUCCUGGAGGGAGCCCCUGUGCCUGUGCCAAAAUGGCAGCGUCCACUGGGAAAAUGGUCCUUCAGCUCAAACAGGAGCUGGAACUUAUGCAGAAGAGUAAAGAAGAAGCCUACAUAAUGGCUGAUGCAUUCAGAAUUGCCUUUGAGCAACAAUUAAUGAGGAAAAAUGAUCAGGCACUAAGAUUGACACAAAUGGAUAAAAUGUGUAAGAGAGCAACAAAAUGGAUAAAUUGGAAGCACCUUAAAGAGGAUGGGUUACCAUCACAAAGGAGUAAGAAGAGCUUAGGGCAGAAAUUGCUGGCUAUGCUCCCUUCAGAAAACAGUUCUAAGAGUACUGAUGAGGAUGAUGCUCGGGAAGUCUUCAAAAUGCUGACAGAUUUGUUAAAUGAUAAAGAAGAAGCUCUGGCUCAUCAAAGAAAAGUUAGUUACAUGCUUGCUCGGGCUUUGGAAGACAAAGACACCACCUCAAAAGAGAAUAAAGAAAAAAAUCCAGUGAAAGACAUUUUGCCAUUAAAAAAACCCUGGCAGAAAACUUCAGAAUUUCCCCUUUUGCGUGAUCCUGUACAUUCAGAUGUUCAAAUUUUUAAUUCUGCAAGCUGCAUUUGUUCAGUUAAGCACUGUAUUAAAGAUCAAAACUAUACAAGGACUCUUAAAAGAUCCUGUUCUUUGCCAUCAAAUAUCAUGUACUGAAGACAAACCAGUUGAAAUUAGAACUGAGAACUAUGUACAUCAAGACUUUGAAAAGGGACAUGUAAAUGUUGGUACUUCGGAAGUUGCAGGUUUUCCAGGUAUUUCUAAAAUUUAGGAGGCAGCUUAAAUAAAUGUUUUCUACAAGAAAUUUA
Messenger RNA from Sus scrofa (pig), 2295 nucleotides. RefSeq names its product coiled-coil domain containing 125 (gene CCDC125). The record is from RefSeq and is a predicted model, not a curated record. Lineage: Eukaryota; Metazoa; Chordata; Mammalia; Artiodactyla; Suidae. Gene Ontology annotation, cellular component: cytoplasm. Gene Ontology annotation, biological process: negative regulation of cell motility; negative regulation of Rho protein signal transduction.